This is a messenger RNA of Symbiodinium necroappetens, 1377 nucleotides long. The record is from the annotation of a GenBank genome assembly. Lineage: Eukaryota; Dinophyceae; Suessiales; Symbiodiniaceae.
AUGUGUCAAGGCGAGCGCGUUCCAGCCUCCCUCACUUUCUUCGACCUCCAGGCUGCCUUCUACCAGGUGCUUCGACAGGCUUUGGUGCCUCCACUGGACACUGAUGAGGAACUGCUUAAGAUCCUGCACGCGCUCGGCCUGCCUUCGGCCGCUGUUUCGGAGCUCAAGGACAAACUUUAUGCCACGGCCCAACUCCCCCUACUUGGGGCCACUUCACAUGCCGUAGCUGUUGUACAAGACCUUUUUAGAGGGACCUGGUUCCGACUGUCCGGCUUUUCUGCGCUUACCCUUACAAAGCGUGGAUCUAGGCCUGGUGAUCCCACCGCGGACCUCCUGUUUGGGUUCACAAUGUCUGCCCUUGCCAAGUCGGUUCAUACCUGCCUCGAGUCUCGCGGACUUCUACCCUCCGUUCCUUCUGCGAGCCACCGGCCUUGUUUCGUCGCCGAAAGCAGCUUCGCGCUCGGGCUGCCUUCUUGGGCGGACGACUUUGUCUCUCCCCAAACUGGCGCGUCUUGGGUCGACCUCAUUGCCAGAACCUCCCAGGCUUUGACAGUUGUCGUUGACCUUGCCACCUCGGCCGGUAUGACCAUCAAGUGCGGCCGUGAUAAGACUGCCGUCCUUUUUCCUCCUGCGGCAUUGCGUUCUCCGGACACCUCCUUCUGUGAAGGCCCCGAUGGACAGCGGUCAUUGGCUUUGCGUAAUAGCAUUACACAGGAGGUUUUUGAGGUUCCCGUUGUCGAAGCCUAUCGCCAUCUCGGCGGCAUUGUUACCUCCACCGGAACUCCCACGCCUGAUCUCCACUUUCGCUUUGCGCAAGCCUUUGGCACUCUCCGGCCGUUGCGCCGUCGCCUUUUUGGCGCCAGAGAAUUCCCGCUCCACACACGUGCAUACCUGUUGCGUUCUUUGGUUGUCUCAAAGUUCGCGCACUCUGCUGCGGCAUUGCUCCUGCCUUCUGCCUGCCAAAUCCGAGUUUGGGAGCAGCACUACAUGUCUUUAUGGCGUGCACUCUUUCACCGCAGAUCUGCCAGCGCUCAGCUCCAUAGCUUCCGGGUCUUGCAUGAAGCACAUGCCCUGCCUCCCCAUCUCGCCCUUGCUCAGGCCAGGGCCGGCUUUCUCAAAAGGGUCCACCUGCAUGGCCCUAGUGAGCUUCUCUUGCUGCUUUGGGAUCACUGGGCUGUCCACCCAGCGUCUUCUUGGUACAAACAGGUACUGUCAGAUGUUGGACAUGUUUCGCAAUAUGUCCCCUCUGUCCGUAACCUCCUGUCCACCGGUGACACUGUCGCUGCUUUGCUGGAAUCUUUUGCUGAGGAUCCGUUUUGGUGGCCAAGACAGAUUAAAGCAGCCUCUCGUGCCUUCUUUGAGGAUGUCGCCAAGUGG